AUGGGGAUGGUGAAGAAAGAUAUAAUUGGUAUCAAAAAUGAGUGGGUUAUUUGCAAAAUCUUUAAGAAGAUCUUAGUUGGGAAGAAAACUCAUGUUUUAGGCUUGGGUAGCCUGAGUUCCUAUGCGGAGGAGUCACAUCCUUUAGUGUUGCCCCGGUUGAUAAAUUCAUCUAUGUACAACAACGAAACAAGAAUCUGUUUUGGCGAGACAUUUCACUUGACCUACUUCUCCAAUUCAAUGGAGGACCACAAGAUCAAAGAAGACAUGGUUGAGAGCUUCGACACUCCUCUCUUAGCCGUCUCAUUUUCCUCAAGCCCAUCUUAUAUUUCUUCUACUUCCAACUCAUUUGGCCACUAUUCAAACACUGAAACUUUGCACUACCCAGAUACCCUAUUCAUGCACGAGCAGUACUCCGUAUUAAGGAUGUUGCUUGAAAAAAAUGCUCUAGACAUGAAGCGGAAUGCAAAUGGAGAGUUCUUGCCUGAAACAAGCUUUAGUACGAAGAAGUCUUUGACGGUGUCCAACCACAAGAUGGCUCAAAGGUCUUUUAAAGAUCAAGAGUCUAGAGAAAUCAAAGAAUGA
This is a messenger RNA of Carya illinoinensis, 582 nucleotides long. Its product is annotated as NAC domain-containing protein 100-like. The coding region runs from base 1 to 582 and encodes 193 amino acids. The record is from RefSeq and is a predicted model, not a curated record. The transcript is spliced from 2 exons. Lineage: Eukaryota; Viridiplantae; Streptophyta; Magnoliopsida; Fagales; Juglandaceae.